Penicillium nucicola is the source of this 948-nucleotide messenger RNA. RefSeq lists its product as uncharacterized. The transcript is spliced from 6 exons. The record is from RefSeq and is a predicted model, not a curated record. The coding region runs from base 1 to 948 and encodes 315 amino acids. Gene Ontology annotation, molecular function: oxidoreductase activity. Lineage: Eukaryota; Fungi; Ascomycota; Eurotiomycetes; Eurotiales; Aspergillaceae.
AUGUCUAGCUGGUCGUGGUCAUCCACGGGGAAUGAAGUGGUGCAGGAAUUUGCAGAGCGGAUCGAAGGACGAACAUUUUUGAUUACCGGUCCAAGUGACGGAGGAAUUGGUGCAGAAACUGCACUCUGUCUGGCAUCUAGAUCUCCGUCAGCUAUCAUUCUUGCGGGCCGGGAUCGUGUCAAAAUCGAACCAGUUGUCGACAAGAUUACCGUGAUUAACCCGAAGGUCAAGGUAGUUUUUGUUGCUUUGGAUCUAAGUGAUCAGUCCUCGAUACGAGCAGCCGCGGCAGCGAUCAACCGUCAAUUCGCUCAAAUUGAUGUUCUCAUCAACAAUGCCGCAAUCAUGGCUUGUCCGUAUGGCACGACCAAAGAUGGAUUCGAAGUACAAUUUGGAACAAACUUCCUCGGUCCAUUUCUACUUACUGGCCUUUUGCUCCCCCAGCUCCGCGCCUCAGCACCAGGGGCGCGGAUUGUCAAUGUGAGCAGCUCCGCGCAUCGGUUUGCAGGCAUUCAAUUUGAGGAUAUUGAUUUCGAGGGAGGUGCCGCUUAUGAUACAUGGAAAGCAUAUGGCCAGUCAAAGACAGCAUUGAUACUGAUGACCAAACACCUGGCAAAACGUAUUCCAAGCAGAGAUAUCGCUUGUUUUUCGAUUCACCCUGGAAGUAUUGCAUCAGGUCUUCAACGCCAUGUCGAUUCCGAGUCCAUGUCAGAUGCAAGAGUCAAGUCACAAUCAAUCACGGACUUUGAGGUCGCAGACAGGAAGACUCUUCAACAAGGUUGCGCGACUACGCUAUUCGCUGCCUUGAAUCCCGCUCUUGAAGAUCUGUCUGGUUCAUACCUCAGUGAUUGUCAAUUGAAGGAUCCAGCGACUCAUGCUUGCGGGACAGAGACGGCCAAUAGGCUGUGGCAUCUCGGCGAACAUCUUCUUGGAGAGGAAUUCAAUCUGUGA